AUGCAUUCUAUGCGAGCGAGCGUACGACUGCAAAGAUGCAUCAGCUUGUCCCGUAAUUCGAAGUGCACAUAUGCCACAACCCCCUACGGCACGCCAGCAUCCAAUCCCUCGAUAAUAACGGAUUCAGACAUCGAGGGGGCUAGGUCAUAUUGUGCUAAUCUUCUGCAGAAGUUCGAUUCGCCCUCCUACACUCUCCAAACCUUCAUUCCACCUUCUGCCAGAGAUGCCUACCUCUCCAUCCGAGCUUUCAACAUCGAGCUCGCCCGGAUACCAGAUCUGGUCUCAAACCCCACCGUGGGGGCCUUACGAAUGCAAUUCUGGCGCGAUAAUUUGACUCGCACAUUUGCGGGCACACCACCCAAAGAACCGGUCGCAAUACUCCUUCAUUAUGCGCUCGUAUCACUCCAAUCGCGGCAUCCUGGGAUUAGCACAAGUGCCAUGAAAGCAUGGUUCAUGAAGGUCAUCAACGCAAGGGAGCAGUAUAUGGAUAAUCGACCCUACACGAGCAUGGAUGCGUUGGAGCAUUACGCGGAAAGUACUUAUUCAACACUCAUGUACUUGACAUUAGCUGCCUUGCCUCUACAGUCUAUGACAGCGGAUCAUAUGGCGAGUCAUAUUGGAAAAGCUACAGGAAUUGCUGCUGUGUUGAGGGGCUUGCCGUUAAUAGCCUUUCCACCACCUCCGAAUAGCCAUAGUAAUAAUUCUGCUUUUAACAGUGCCUUGGGUGGCAGUGCUAGCGGACGUCAGGGGGCGGUGGUCUUGCCUUUGGAUGUCAUGGCAGAAACUGGAGUCAAAGAGGAGGAUGUUUUCAGGCAAGGCGCCGACGCCCCUGGCCUGAGAGAUGCAAUAUUUAAAGUGGCUACAAGAGCGAAUGAUCAUCUGAUUACUGCGAGAGAGAUGUCGAAGAAUCUUCAGCAAGGCAAAGAUGCAGGCCACGAAUUUGAGCAUCAUGGAGAGGAAGGUCAUCAAUACGUCGAGUCUAAAGAGAGCUCGCACAAGGAUGACUUGGAGAGAAGUUUUGGGGUCCUUAUGCCUGCAGUGGCUACGAGACUCUGGCUCGAGAAAUUGGAGAAAUACGACUUCGACGUUUUCAGACCCGAAUUGCGAGUUCGAGAGUGGAGACUCCCUUGGAAGGCAUAUUGGGGAUACACUCGGAGAACAAUAUAA
Molecule: messenger RNA, 1167 nt
Organism: Amorphotheca resinae ATCC 22711
Lineage: Eukaryota; Fungi; Ascomycota; Leotiomycetes; Helotiales; Amorphothecaceae
Exons: 2
Coding region: 1-1167 (388 amino acids)
Biological process (GO): mitochondrial respiratory chain complex I assembly; biosynthetic process
Cellular component (GO): mitochondrion
Source: RefSeq, a predicted model, not a curated record